Messenger RNA from Sinocyclocheilus grahami, 703 nucleotides. RefSeq lists its product as uncharacterized. Lineage: Eukaryota; Metazoa; Chordata; Actinopteri; Cypriniformes; Cyprinidae. Bases 1 to 612 code for a protein of 203 amino acids. The transcript is spliced from 3 exons. The record is from RefSeq and is a predicted model, not a curated record.
AUGGGCGCAGGCACUUUCCAUGUGCAGGUGUCUGGAGUUGAGAAUGUUGGUCCGGUUGCUGAAGGUCUUAAGAUCGAGGAGCAGCUCUCAAAAGCACCUGAGGCCUCACCGGAGGCCCACAGUGACCUAGAGAAGCACUCCACUGAAGCAUCUGCUCACCAGCCGACAGAGACAUCCACGCAGUUGCAGUCUGACCCAGCUCUCACCCAUGGGUCAGAGCCUCCAGAGCUAUCUCAGGUAACGUCUCCAGAGACGAGUGAGGGUCGGGCCCAGCUGAAUGCAGCACAUGUCAGUGAAGAGCCCAGCUCUGUCAGUGCCACUGCUGAGGACGUCAGCUCCUGGACCCCUGACCAUGGGGAUCAAGGCCACUCAGAGAGCCCAGUUUCUCCCAGCACUGAUGUCGAAUCAUUCUCUGACUCAUACACUCACAUAAGUCCUACCUCUGGAUCAAGUCCACUUCCUGCUUCAGUUUGUCAGGAAAGAGACUGGUUUAAAUCAGACGAGGAUUCUCUGAGAAAAACCAUAACUGAAGGUGAGAGACUGUACAGCAGAAGUGAUAGUGUGACAUACUUUUUCCUCAGUGUAUUUAUAAUCUAUUUUGUGUUUAUUUGAUUUUAAAGGAGUUUGUUUAUAAUACUUGUUGUUUGCUUCUAUGUUUUAUGUACUGUAUAUAUUUUUAAAGUGGUGGUCAAAACGGAGCAUA